Chara braunii is the source of this 3027-nucleotide messenger RNA. The record is from the annotation of a GenBank genome assembly. NCBI's taxonomy places the organism in Eukaryota, Viridiplantae, Streptophyta, Charophyceae, Charales, Characeae.
GCAGCGCGCGUUGUCAGCCCGCCAGUGGAACAUUUCCGCCAUCGCGGCUGUCGCCUCACCGCUUUUGUUCGGCAAUUUUUUUAUAAGGACAGCAAUUUCCGAAGAUGUGGUAACAAGCCAACGAAAAGGGCCCAAGUACUGCUUUCUGGCUUUGCUGCUGCUUGGCGCGCUUUGCUCUUCCCUCCGAGCGUGACAACUGCGUCCCGGCGCCGCUCCUCCACUUACCAUCAUCUCUUGAGCAAUCGACCGAUCAAGGAGAGAGGGAGGGAGGGAGAGAGGGAGAGAGGGAGAGAGGGAGGGAAGGGUUUGAUUCCAUUACGAAGAAGCCCAAUUUACUAAGACGAGGGCCCAUUCUUAUGUAAGGUGGAGGUAGGUUCAUUUUUGAAGACGAGGCCCCAUUUUUCAAGGAAGAAGCUCCGCUCCAUUUCAACCCCGCUCCUCCUCCCCUGCCCCCCGCCGCCCCCGGCAAAGGAGAACGAAGAUGGUGGACGUGAGUGAUUUGAUAGUGCAGUACACGGGAUUAUCUCCUCUGGCUUUUGUGGCCAUCGUUGUGGGUUUGCUUGGGGCCUUAUACCUGCUGCUGGCGAGUAAGGAGGCCCACGCGGGACACCAGCAUAAGCGGGCCGGCGUGGCGGUCGCCGCUGCCCCGAAGGAGACUAUCAAGCUUGGGGACUCUGUAACGGAAGAGGAAUUGGAGCAGUACGAUGGCAGCGACCCGAGCAAACCUCUUAUGUUGGCUUGCAAGGGAGUCAUUUACGACGUCUCCUCUGGGCGCGACUUCUAUGGGCCAGGUGGCCCGUACGACAGCUUCGCUGGACGGUAUGUAUGUAUGGAUGCAAGCCGGGCACUCGCAAAAAUGUCAUCUGAACCAGAAGAUCUUACAGGCAACCUGGACGGUUUAUCGCUGGCUGAGCUGGAAAGGCUGGACACCUGGGCUGCGAAAUUCGACGAGAAGUACCCUGUUGCUGGCAGAAUGAAGAGCGCCACCAAGGAGGAGGAGAAGUCCGCCGUGCCAGAAAAUGCACAUGAAAAUGGAAGCUCCUAGGUCGUCUUUGAUGUCCGACUCACUUCCGACGCCAUGCCCAUGGUGCUGGCGCUGGACAGGGAGAGAGGGCGAAACGAACGAAACAACGAAUAAACAAACAGGUUGCCUUGCCCACAGCGAGUUUCAACCGUCUUGUUGCAGACUUGGUGAGUUCUAGGUGUUGUGUGGAUGUGGGUUUGGAGUGCUGAAAAGCGGCGGCUUGAUGCAAGUCAGGAGUGUCAAAUACACUGGAAGAGUAGGUACCCAGCUUCGGCAUCAUUUCCUUCGUUCGACAUCUUUACACUGAGGCCACAGAAACCAACGUGUUGUGUGUGAAGGGUUCGUGCCGCUGGUGAUGGUAGUGAUCGAGACACUUGACCGCUCCGGUUCGCGGUGGGUUAACUGUGGAGGCAGGUAAUUUUAACCCGACCGUGAACAGUGCAAAAUGACGGUAGUGGUCGAGCCAUUUAACCGCUGCAGGCUGCAGUUAGUGGUGGAGGUGGCGGUGCUGUUGGUGGCAGAUGUUGAGCGGACGGUCGAGGAAGAUGGUAUCGAGAAGGGUGAUGAGGAGAGAGAGAGAGAGAGGGUUGGUUUUCAGGCGUGGAGGUGUGGAAGAGGGUUCUGGCGAGGGUUCGGUGUAGGAACAGUGUCGAGGAGAGAAGGGUGUUUUGAAGGCCAGGGGUCUAAGGAACAAUUUUUUGCUGAGGCGAGGGAGUGUGCGUCGUAAUGGUUAAUAGCCACCAUCGGUUCCCCUGUGCUGCGCCAUCUGAAUUGAGAGCUCUUCUGCUGAAUAUCUUUUGACAACAUAGGAUUAACGCUUGUGAAUCUUGUGCAUCAUAGCAGGUUAUGCGUGCAAGGGCCGGGGCCAGAAUGCAGCGUUUGUAACCCUUGACGACUGGUGAAGCACCGCUGUCGGAACGGUGUCACACUGUCAUCGCUAAAUGAUCGGUAAGACGAGGUGGUGUAGCAGGCCUGAAGUAGAUCAUGUCUUAUCGGGCUGUAGUUAGUUAUAGCAACUGUGUAAAAUGUCAGCAAAUAUGUUCAGCCUUCAGGCAUCUGUUAUUCAAAAGGCUGUUGGCAGUCUGAGGCUGCAGGCUCUCUGCACAAAGUCCUGCUGUCAUUCGCUUGCCUCCAUUUGCAAGCUUGUCACAGGUGAGGCUCUGCAAAUUGCAAUUGUAGCCCUGUCUGCAUUUGGUCCUUCUAAUGCUCCAGGAUCAGACAACAGCAUGUUUGGUAGAAGCACUUCAGGCUAAAGUGAGGGGGAGUGAUUAUGUCACUCUAGUUUGGAUGUGGUGAUGAUGAUGACGAGGAGGAGGAGGAGAGAUGAGCAAAUGAGGAGAUGGUGCGAGAUUGAUGGAUACAGUGAUACACACUUUUUGUAGUCUGCAGUAGAAAAAAGAAUGUUCACUUUAGACUCUUAGAGUAGGAAGGAAGAGGAGAAGGUCAAGGAGUGGACAGAACAUGAGAUGAGACGAUAUGAGAUGGAAAUGGUAGGUACUUUGAUAAAGCUUGAACAAAUUGGUCCGGUCCUCUAUUUCCUUUCCUGAGAUUUCUUAUGCAAGUGACUAUUCAUUGCAGUCCACGGUUUUCAAAAACUCCAUCCAGACAGCCCCUGAAAACAAAUGGGGAGUGUGUGUAUUUCAAGCAGGAGUGUAUUUCAAGCAGGAGUGUAUUCCAAGCAGGAGUGUAUUCCAAGCAGGAGUGUAUUUCAAGCAGGAGUGUAUUCCAAGCAGGAGUGUAUUCCAAGCAGGAGUGUAUUCCAAGCAGGAGUGUAUUACAAGCAGGAGUGUAUUCCAAGCAGGAGUGUAUUUCAAGCAGGAGUGUAUUCCAAGCAGGAGUGUAUUUCAAGCAGGAGUGUAUUUCAAGCAGGAGUGUAUUUCAAGCAGGAGUGUAUUUCAAGCAGGAGUGUAUUUCAAGCAGGAGUGUAUUCCAAGCAGGAGUGUAUUCCAAGCAGGAGUGUAUUCCAAGCAGGAGUGUAUUCCAAGCAGGAGUGUAUUCCAAGC